Leishmania braziliensis MHOM/BR/75/M2904 is the source of this 2364-nucleotide messenger RNA. RefSeq lists its product as hypothetical. The transcript has a single exon. Gene Ontology annotation, biological process: mRNA export from nucleus; post-transcriptional tethering of RNA polymerase II gene DNA at nuclear periphery; protein import into nucleus. Bases 1 to 2364 code for a protein of 787 amino acids. The record is from RefSeq and is a predicted model, not a curated record. Gene Ontology annotation, molecular function: structural constituent of nuclear pore. Gene Ontology annotation, cellular component: nuclear pore; nuclear pore outer ring. NCBI's taxonomy places the organism in Eukaryota, Euglenozoa, Kinetoplastea, Trypanosomatida, Trypanosomatidae.
AUGCAGGAGGUCUACGCGGAUGCCGAGCAGUCAGAUCAGUACCACCCGGACGCCAUUGGCAUCGAGUCGGUGCAGCCGCAUCGUCGCUGGUUCGUCUCGCACUACGCUCAUUUACAAGCCUUCCUGCAGCGCCAGCCGGUUCUACGCCGGGCGAAUAUCAUCUGUCGCUGGCUGGAGAGUACGUACCGCGACAACUCGCGGCACGAACCGCGACUGCAUGGAGAGGAAGAGGUGGUGCUCCGCCAGCUCAUCUUGACGUACCUGCGCGGUGGCGAGCUGCAUCGCGCCAUUAGCGCCGCCGUCACGUACGAGAGCUGCGUACACAGCUGUAUUCUCAGCGCAGCCCAGCUGCAGACGGUGCAGGAGCCGUGGUUCAGCCAAACCGCUUUGGUGCCUCUAUUUGGCGAGUACGCACAUGGUGAAUUGGAUCAGGCGUGGUGCGGCAACGAGUACCGCCUUGACAACCUCUCGCAGCUGUACGAAGAGUCCCUUAAGUACCGCAGCGCCGCCGCCGCUGUUGGCGUACAGGGAAGCGCGGCGACGCCGACGCCGAACGCUGUAAGCGACUUCGAUGCCGUGAUUGGAGCGGCGCUGUGCGGAAACCUUACCGUGUUGGAGAACGCCUUCAAGAUGAACGGAAAUUGGAAGGACAUAGUGUGGUGCUACCUGCGGUGUGCGCUGGUGAUCGCCUUCACAAAGCAGGUGAUGGUUGCCACCGGCGCCAGUGGCGAGGAGCCUGGGCGACCGGCAGCUGGCGCCGUCGACCGCAGCUACGCAGCUUUUAUCGAGGAAAUGACGGGUAGUGGUGAUAACUGGGCGGCGAGCUUCUCGCAGAAGCUGGUGCAGGGCCUCACUGCCCGCUUGCAGUCCGGCUUUCUGACGCGCGCGCCGCUGGAAGAGCAGCUACAGAUGCGCUUCAUCUUGCAAACGCUGACGUGCAUGGAUGGAAAGGGUUCUCUGCUGUCUACAGUACCCUCCGCGGUGCCUGCGUCGGAGGCUUUGGUGGGUGCGACCGAGUGGUUUGACAUCGUCCCUGAAGAAGGAAAAAGUGAAGCUGCGCGGCUGAUCACACACGUAGUGCUCGUGCAGGACGUUGCCUACGGGGAAACGCUGAGCCCGCACGCUGUUCAGGUGCGCGCCGGCGCAUCCUUGGCGACGUCGCUAGCACGAUACGCGGUUUUCUUGGCGCUGCUGCCGCGCUACCCAUUCGACGAGGGGCUGCGCGCCGUCACCGCCAUGACGCUGCGGCUACGCGACCCGCGGCACCGCGCCAGCGUCUACGCUGCCUUCAUCAAGGCUGCACGCGAGUACGAGCUGCAGCGACAGAACCUCUCUCGUAGUGAACUCGAGGAGCAGGAAGCCCGCCUGGUGCGUCAGUUUGUGACCGCCGACAGCGACGCAAGUGUGCAUGCUGAGGUACAGCAACUCCUCUCUCAGCAGAUCGCAGUGACAGAGCUGCUUACGCACAACAAACUUGCUGAGAAGCUCAUGUGGGAGGCCAUGCACGCGGACUCUUUGUCCGACUACCUCACAGUUCUCCGUCGCGGUCUGUCGGCGUGCUGCAGCUUCUGGCUCACGGAGCCAGAGCCUGAGGUGGAGGCGAUCGCAGAUGUGAGCAGUAUCCUGACGCGCCGCGUCUUGGUGGAGAUACAGAGGCGGUCUGGGCUGCAGGAGGCCGACUAUGCCGGCGAACUCACAGCGAGAGCGGCAUUUUCAUCAGCUCCGUCACCGUCCGCGAGCCCUGUGACGGAGCUCGAGCGCAGCGAAGCGACCUUCUGGUAUGUGCUAAGCGAGGCCCGCGGUAUUGCGACGGAGCACGCGACAAUCACUGCACAGCUAAACGCCGCCAAGCACACAGCCGCCUUUGCUGGGGCUGCAGCGGCGUCGAACCGCACACUCAUCUACCAGCUCACGCAGGAUGAGGCAGUGCUGCUAUGCAAGCUGUUGGAGCACACCCAGCGUGCUGUUCGGCACGGUGGUGCCGUCGUAUACCGCGACCGACAGUGCCUGACCGCCAUCGUAACUUUGGUCCGGCAGUUGACGGAGGCGGUGACGUUGUCGAUGCUGUCUGGCGUGGUUGAGGGCGAUGUCGAGGAGGAGAGCCCCGACCCACGCGACGAACUCACACGCAUGCAGCAGGUGUAUGGGCUGAUGGAAGAGCUUCACAUCGCCGGCUACCUGGAUCCGGUACUGCUUCCUCAGCAAAGCGCCAGCGCACUUUACGCUCAGAUACGUGCCAUGCGUGUGUCUUAUGGGCAGCGCGUGCACAAGCGGCAGGUGGUGGCAGCGCUGCGCCAGCGGACUAACGGGACUGCAGCAGAGACUAACCGUGUUGGCGCCGUCGUGCCUGUCGGCGGUGAAUGA